This is a messenger RNA of Dimorphilus gyrociliatus, 3367 nucleotides long. NCBI's taxonomy places the organism in Eukaryota, Metazoa, Annelida, Polychaeta, Dinophilidae. The record is from the annotation of a GenBank genome assembly.
AAUGGCGUCCGACGACGAGGACUUGGAUUUGGACGCACUCAGGGCAGCUGCAUUAAAGAGCUGCAACAUAAUUGAAAAUAAGUCCAACCUACCUAAAAGAUCUAGUAUACAUAUAAAUCCACGAAAAGUUCAAGUUUCAAACAAUGCAGCGCCUUUCAACGUAUUCCCAAAGAAAAUCAGAGGGCAAAACUACGAAAGACAAAAUUUUAGAAGACCAGGACGAAAUAAAUUCCGAAGUCAAAGAAAUAGUAAUUUAGUUGUUCUAACCCAAGCAGAAGAGCCUACCAUUCAAGCAUCUCAAGUAGAAAUGAUCCGGCCCCAGGAUAAAUGGGGAGGAACAAGAUCUUAUGAAAAGAAAAUAAAUAAAGAUUGUGCCGAUAAAUUUAAACGCUAUGAUAAUUCGGAAUCAGAAGAGGAGGUUAAUAGUAGAACUUCAACACCGCCUAUGGACGAUUUACUCUCUGAUGAUAAUAUAGAAGCAGUGGAAAAGCUGGAUGAGAAUUCUUUCCCUAAUGAAGACGUUUUAAGUAGUACGAAAGACGAGGAUAUUGAGUUGAAUGACAACGAUUUGUUGAAUAGUGAAAAAUUUGAUUCUGACGAAGAAUUUGAUGGAGACUGUCUAAAAGAUGAACUAACAAACAGUUCUAGGGAAAAUAAUGAUAUUCUUGACGAACAGGAUACAGAUGACAAGGAUAUAUCAAAAGAACAACUAGAACUCUUUAACCACAAGAGUGACGACGAUUUUCUGCAGAUUGAGGAGGAGGAGGAGCAAGAAGAAAGAAAUCAUGAACAUAGGAAACGAGCCGACAGUGAGACUAGUGCUCUCUCAUUACGAGCACCAAGCGACUAUGAUGAUAUUUUAGAUGAGAGUGGAGACGAAAAAAAUGAAGAAAAAUUACAAACUCCAAGAGUUCGCUCAAGGAGCCCAGUCAUGCAGCGCCGUGCACAUGAUCGUGUUCGAAAUUCCCCACCUUAUUCCGAUGACGGCCGAAAGCAGAGAGAACGAGAUCGUCGAAGAGGUCGUCAUAGGAAAGAAAAGAAAAGCAGAUCCAGGUCGAGGUCAAGAAGGUUUCCCAGAGAAAACAGCAUCGAAAGCAAAAGCAUUCGGAGUGUCAAGAAUUCAACAGCUAACAACUCAAGAGACUGUAGUAGAAGUCCAGGUAAAUUUGACCAAUAAUAACUUUAAUUUAAAGAAACACUCUCAUAGUUACUAUUAAGUUAUUUUUCCGAACUAUAAAAGUUUAAGCGCGGUAUCUAGUAUUUACUAUCAAAACUUGUGAAAUAGUAAUAAAAUAGAACGUUAAGCUUGGAAGAUUUUAUAAAUGCUUUAUUCUUUAAUAAGAAAUUCAAACUUUUUAACUCAGUAAAGAUAACUUUAUUUCUCAAUGCCAAAAAAUAUGUUCGAAAUAUUUAUAACAAACAAUACUUUAUUCUUGUUUGUAUUAAGCAUUUACAAAACUCUGGUACACAUACGUAAUAUAUGCUUUUAUAUAUUUUAUAUAAAGCUAUAUUUGACAUACAAGUCUAGAUAACUCUAUAUAAUAUUUGAUUCAGUUAAUAAAUAUAAAAUGCACAGUUGAUGAUCAAUAAAAAUAAUAGUAGAAAUGAAGACAUUUCAAAGAUCUGGGGGAUUAUAAAUAUUCUAUAACGAUUAGAUAUCACUACGUUACAUGAAGUGUACAAUUCUGUGAUAUUUUGUCUGAAAUACAAUUAGAACAAUUUUUCAAAGUAAAGGAAGGUUUUUGAAGUAUUUGCAAUGAUUUUGAAGAACAUCUGUUUGGUUUUAUUUUUUCUUUGCUAUAAAUUUCUUUGGUUCAAAAACUCAGAGGAAACUUUGUAUCAUAUACAAUUAUUAGGCGUGAAGUGCAGUAGGUGGAGAAAGAACUAAGUAAUUUUUUUUUUACAGCGCCAUCUAGAACCUCUGUUCAUGAUCGUUUGGGGCAAAGACUAGAUGGAACUUCACGAAGUCAUCCAAGUAGUCCAAAAAGAGAUAGUCGUUCUAGAAGAGUAGUGGAGAAAAUACAUUAGAGGUGAUUAUAAAACUCUAAAAAGAUUUCAUUAUCAUGCAUUAUGGCUAGAAAAAAAAAUCAUCUUUAAAAAAGCGCCUGAAAAUGAAGAGUUAUGUGGAUUAAAAAACAAACCAAACAAAAUGCACAAAACUUAACAUAAUGCUAAAACUCAAAUGUUACUUAAAAACAAACAAAAAGGAAAAAAAAACACUGAGAGUUUUGUUUUUCCUUUCUAAUUUUUUUUUUUUAAUGUACAAAAGAAUAUUUUUUACUUGAUAAAAAAAAAAAACCAACAGCAACAAAAUACUGUUAAAAGUAAUGAAGAACAUAUAUUUCUUUUUGCAUUUUUUGAAAUGCGCAAAUAAACUAGCUACUUGUAGUAAAAGAAAAAAAAAUUAUAAAAGAAAUACAAUACGACCAACCUGAAAAAAAAAAUAUUUGAUAAAAUAUCUCAGGGAAAACAAUAAUAAUAUUCAUAUAUACUUUAAAUACUGUACAAAUAGAAGUAAUCAUUUCUGCUUCUUUUUUUUUCCCUCGUUGACUAAUAUACAGUAUACAAUAUCUUAAUGUACUUAUAUAAAUAUGGAUAUAGGGAAUUAUAUAAAAUAUGUAAAUAUUUUGUACCUAAUGUCAAAAUAUGAAUAUUAUGCUAUUAAGAAAGAAUUUUUGUCUGUUAUUUGACAAUUAUUUAAACUUAGUAUGAGAAGGAAACAAUAUUAAUCUAUCGUUUAUUGAACUUAAUAUUGCUACUGCACUUAAUUAUACUCAUACUAUUUAUGUUAAUCUGUUCAUGAUUUACAUUGAAAACUGUAAGUCUUAAAUUUCAUUAACGUUCCGAGUUGAAUGUAAAAUGGAAAGCUUGAAUUUCAAUCUUAAGGAAGUUGUACCUAUAUAUGUCUAUAUAGAUAUAAUCUUUAAAGGGAAAAGAAGGGGAAAAAGUCAAAAAUUUGCUUAGAGAAAUUUCUUUACGUCCUUUAUUAUAUUUCUUCUAGGAUGAAGAAGAGAAGAUUGAAUCGUUUAUUAACCUACUUGACUUUUUUUUAUACAUAAAAAACUACAAUUGUGUUUCUUUUCAUUUUUUUCUACUUCGUCAUCUAAAUAUGUGUGAAAAUUUCGCAUAUACGUAUGUUAUAUAUGUAAGCAAGAAUGGAUUUAUGUCUACGUUUGUACAUAUCUACGUCUUCAACAGCCAAGGAGACAUUUUUCCAAGAAAAUUUAAUAUAUUUUAAAAAGAGUAUGCAUUUGGUUGUUCAAAUGUGUUUUUUUAGCAAUUUCAUAUAUAUAUUAGUAUAUAUAAAUAUUUUAUUUCUUUACAUUUCUCUCAAUUCUUUUAUAUGGUGCUAUUUUUCCUGCAGAAA